AUGGUUACUAUAAUCAGCACCAUGGAAACCCAGGUGUCCAAUGGUCCGAGCGGAACGAGCCUGCCCAACGGCCCGGUGAUCAGCACCAACGGCGCCACAGACGACAGCAAGACCAACCUGAUCGUCAACUACCUGCCCCAAAACAUGACGCAGGAGGAGUUCAAAAGCCUGUUCGGCAGCAUCGGGGAGAUCGAGUCCUGCAAGCUCGUCAGAGACAAGAUCACAGGUCAGAGUUUGGGCUACGGAUUUGUAAACUAUGCAGAUCCCAACGAUGCAGACAAGGCCAUCAACACGCUCAACGGUCUCAAGCUACAGACAAAAACGAUCAAGGUAUCGUAUGCAAGGCCAAGCUCCGCCUCCAUCAGGGAUGCAAACCUGUACGUGAGCGGGCUGCCUAAGACCAUGAGCCAGAAAGACAUGGAGCAGCUCUUCUCCCAGUACGGCCGUAUCAUCACCUCCCGCAUCCUGGUAGACCAAGUCACAGGCAUCUCACGAGGAGUGGGCUUCAUCCGUUUCGACAAGAGGAACGAGGCGGAGGAGGCCAUCAAGGGCCUGAACGGCCAGAAGCCCCUGGGCGCCUCUGAGCCCAUCACCGUCAAGUUCGCCAACAAUCCCAGCCAGAAGACGGGCCAGGCGCUGCUCACCCAGCUCUACCAGACUGCCGCGCGACGCUACACUGGACCUCUGCACCACCAGACCCAGCGCUUCAGACUCGACAAUUUACUAAACGCCACCUACGGAGUCAAGAGGUUCUCCCCCAUCACCAUCGACAGCAUGACCAGCUUGGCGGGCGUGAACCUCACCGGCCCCACCGGUGCCGGCUGGUGCAUCUUCGUCUACAACCUGUCGCCGGAGGCCGACGAGAGCGUGCUGUGGCAGCUGUUCGGGCCGUUCGGCGCCGUCACCAACGUCAAAGUGAUCCGCGACUUCACCACCAACAAGUGCAAGGGCUUCGGCUUCGUCACCAUGACCAACUACGAUGAGGCCGCCAUGGCCAUCGCCAGCCUCAACGGCUACCGCCUGGGCGACCGCGUGCUGCAGGUCUCCUUCAAGACCAGCAAGCAGCACAAGGCCUAA
Molecule: messenger RNA, 1077 nt
Organism: Engraulis encrasicolus (European anchovy)
Lineage: Eukaryota; Metazoa; Chordata; Actinopteri; Clupeiformes; Engraulidae
Gene: elavl3
Product: ELAV like neuron-specific RNA binding protein 3
Exons: 7
Coding region: 1-1077 (358 amino acids)
Cellular component (GO): ribonucleoprotein complex
Molecular function (GO): RNA binding
Source: RefSeq, a predicted model, not a curated record